AAUUAUUAUAAAGGUAUUCUACUCAUCAGGUAUAAAAUAAAAGCAAGCAGUUUAUAUGUACUGAAAAAAAUAUCUCUCCGUAUUUGUGUUCAGUUUUGUAAGACGCCUAAAGGGAUACAGUAGACCAAUAAAAAGGCGGACGUAGCCAUAUUGAACAAUGUGUUGCUGUGGAUAUGAACUUAUCUCAUAUGUGAUUAUGUUUAUCUUGACAAUAAUCACUACAAUUUACCUUGUCAGUGGAGAAGAUUAUCUAAUGAUGAAUGAAGAUUUAAGCAAAUUAGGCGGUUUAACAACAAUGGAAACAACAAUUGAUCCAGUUGUAUUGGAAUCAUACCGUAAAAAUACGAUUAAGUCAUUAACGAUCUUUGGAAUAAUAUUUGGUUCAAUGAAUGUGAUUUGUUGGAUCGCAUCAAUUAUAAAAGCGAUUUCAGAUCGUAAGAAAAUAAAGAAAAGAAAUUUAGCCAGACAGAAGGCCAGUAUGUUCAAAUCAGAAAGUCAUAGAAAUACAGUGUUAAAAGAUCUGAUAGAACCAGAAAAACCACACCUGACCUUACCUAGUAUUGUUGAUAACGUGGUACAGACUAAAAGACAAAAUACUGUGAGUACACCAAAUACACCAGAAUCUCCUACUACUGUUCAUCAUUUCUCAAGAUGUUCAAGUCUGCGACGUUCUGGAUCGUUUAAAAGAUCAACUGUUGAGAUAUCAACACCGAAUUCACCAAGUGAUGUUCGUUAUAAAUCAAAUGAAAAAGAUAUAUCAGUUAAUUUUGUCAAUCCACGUGUGUAAAACGCCCAUUCACUUUGUAUUAAUUAACAUUAAACAAAAUUAUAUAAUAAUCUUUUUGUUUUGAUAGAACAGUAUUUUAAUAACCACCCCUUUAAAGACUAUGUGAAAUUACUAUAUUUGUAAUCAAGUUAGCUAAUUUAUCUAAAUAUCCCUUCAAUAUUUUAAACUCAUUUUAAAGGUUAGCUUACAUACAUAUUUUUUACCACUGUGAGAAUCUAUUUUAAAUAAAUACAAGUUACAAAGUAUU
Molecule: messenger RNA, 1034 nt
Organism: Trichobilharzia szidati
Lineage: Eukaryota; Metazoa; Platyhelminthes; Trematoda; Strigeidida; Schistosomatidae
Source: the annotation of a GenBank genome assembly